GCUCCCGAUCCUCCCCACGGCAGCCCGAGCGCCCCGCACGCGGCCCGCGCGCGCCAUGGCCAAGGAAGGCGUGGAGAAAGCGGAGGAGACGGAGCAGAUGAUCGAGAAGGAGGCGACCCCGGAGCCCGCGGAGGGCGGCGGCGGCGACGGCUCGCACCGCGCCGGCGACGCGCGGGAGAUGCGCGCCGUGGUGCUGGUGGGCUUCGGGGGGCUCAACAAGCUCCGGCUCGCCCGGAGGGCCAUGCCCGAGCCGCAGGACGGCGAGCUCAAGAUCCGCGUCAAAGCCUGUGGAUUGAACUUCAUUGACCUGAUGGUACGACAAGGAAAUAUCGACAACCCUCCCAAGACUCCCCUGGUGCCAGGAUUUGAAUGUUCUGGAAUUGUUGAAGCUCUGGGGGACAGCGUGAAAGGCUAUGAGAUCGGGGACCGUGUGAUGGCCUUUGUCAAUUAUAAUGCCUGGGCAGAGGUGGUGUGCACACCAGCGGAGUUUGUCUAUAAGAUCCCAGAUGACAUGACCUUCUCCGAGGCGGCCGCCUUUCCCAUGAACUUCGUCACCGCCUACAUGAUGCUCUUUGAGGUUGCCAACCUCCGGGAAGGGAUGUCCGUGCUGGUGCACUCAGCUGGCGGUGGAGUGGGUCAAGCUGUGGCUCAGCUGUGCUCCACUGUCCCCAAUGUGACUGUCUUUGGGACCGCUUCUACUUUCAAGCACGAAGCAAUCAAAGACUCCGUGACUCACCUGUUUGACAGGAAUGCAGACUACGUACAAGAAGUGAAAAAGAUCUCUGCUGAGGGCGUGGAUGUUGUGUUGGACUGCCUGUGUGGGGACAACACUGGCAAGGGUCUCAGUCUUCUGAAACCCCUGGGGACCUACAUUUUAUAUGGCUCAUCCAACAUGGUAACUGGAGAGACCAAGAGUUUCUUCAGCUUUGCAAAAUCAUGGUGGCAGGUGGAGAAGGUGAACCCCAUUAAGCUGUAUGAAGAGAAUAAAGUCAUCGCGGGCUUCUCCCUUUUAAACCUGCUCUUCAAACAGGGCCGAGCCGGCCUCAUUCGAGGAGUGGUGGACAAACUCCUGGGACUCUACAACCAGAAGAAGAUCAAGCCCAUGAUGGACUCCUUAUGGGCCCUGGAGGAGGUGAAGGAAGCCAUGCAACGGAUCCAUGACCGAGGAAAUAUUGGGAAGUUAAUUCUGGAUGUGGAAAAGACCCCGACUCCACUGAUGGCCAACGACAGCACGGAGACCAGCGAGGCAGGGGAGGAAGAGGAGGACCACGAAGGGGACGGGGAAAACAAAGAGCGGAUGCCCUUCAUCCAGUGAGCCAGGCCCCCGCGGGACAACAAUGAAGGAUGAGGAAUGGCUACGAGAACUCUUCCGUGCCCCAGUGAACAAAUGCUGUAGUCCAGUGCGUGUCGUGUUUGUCUGCAGUCAGCCGAGCUAAGAACUUAGUGAUCACUGUUGUGGUAUUUUGUUCUGUUUUCUUUUCUUUUUUUUUGGGGGGGGGGGGAUUAAGUGCCAGUCCCAUUUCAUGCAGUAUUAUGUCUCUUUCGUCUGUGUAUCACACGCUCUUCCCUUCUGCCCUGUAUCAAACCUACCCAUCUAUGAGUCCUUCUUGAACGUUUGAGAAUAGCCUUGCAAAUGAACACAAGCCCCACAGCCCCACAGGCCUGGAAGACCAGGCCUGGAGGAGGCCAGGUGUGGUCCCAGUGUGUCAUCCAGGUCCUGAUAUUCUUCAGGCCGGUGACACUGUAAGCCACCAGCCAGCCAAGCCUCUGGCAGCAAGACAGUAGGCCCAAAGGGUAUGCCUAGGGUGUGGAAACAUCCCCAUAGUAUCUCUCUCUCUCUCUCUCUCAGAGGCAAUGUUCUUACAUUCAUCCACUGUCUUAAGGCCAUAGACUUGAGCCUCCCUUCACUAGCCCUUCAGUCUUGGGUUCUUUUCCUGGUUUUUAUUCACAGACACAUGGAACAGGCGUGGGAUUUUUUUUAGGAUGGAAGAUGGGUCACAACAGCCUACGUGGGAAGGCAGCCAUUGAUUCCUCCUACGAAGCUAGGUCUCCUGAGCAAAAUCCCCCCCCCCCCCAGCCAUAUGCAUUUUGUUUUAGCCUAAAAAAAAAAUCUCACCACAGCUAGGACUAACUCCCAGUCAUUACUGAAACUCACCUGUGUUUGCAUACUGGCCAGCAACAUGGCCAGCUGUUUUUCUAUUCCAUUUGUGGCCAAGAAACCCCUUGGAAAGCCAGGUGCCAGUGGUUCACGCCUAUAAUCCUAACUA
Molecule: messenger RNA, 2267 nt
Organism: Dipodomys spectabilis (banner-tailed kangaroo rat)
Lineage: Eukaryota; Metazoa; Chordata; Mammalia; Rodentia; Heteromyidae
Gene: Vat1l
Product: vesicle amine transport 1 like
Exons: 9
Coding region: 56-1315 (419 amino acids)
Molecular function (GO): oxidoreductase activity; zinc ion binding
Source: RefSeq, a predicted model, not a curated record